Molecule: messenger RNA, 3788 nt
Organism: Lingula anatina
Lineage: Eukaryota; Metazoa; Brachiopoda; Lingulata; Lingulida; Lingulidae
Biological process (GO): regulation of gene expression
Cellular component (GO): nucleus
Source: RefSeq, a predicted model, not a curated record
GGUCUUUGCGGCACGCAUGAACAGUAGUCGAACUACCACACCUGGGUCUUUUGUUUUUGACAACUGUUCACUCGUCCUAAGCAGUAUGAAGGGGCCGGCGUCCAACAAUUUUCAGCCUGUCUGUCCAGGUUCACAGCAAAAUGUUAGACAGUAGUGUAACAAUGGCUAAUAAAAAUUAUGUGAAAAAUAACCUUGGAAUCAGGACUCAAUGUUACUUGAGACAAGAAUCUUUCAACAAUUAAUCGUCUCAUGAAAUUCAAGAAAAUAAUUAUACUGGAGAGAAACCUUACAAGUGUAGAUUCUGUGGCAAGACUUUUAUACCACCAAUUAAGUUCUUACAGCAUUCAGUAAAAAUGUACAUAGGAGAGAGACCUCACAAGUGUAGAUUAUGUGAAAAGACUUUAAAAGACAAAAAUUCUUGCAUACGUCAUGAGAGAAUUCACACAGGAGAGAGACCUUUCAAGUGUAGAUUCUGUCACAAAACUUUUACUCAAAAAGGACAUUGCACAGAGCAUGAGAGAAUUCAUACUGGAGUCAAACCUUACAAGUGUAGAUUCUGUGACAAAACUUUUACUCAAAAAGGACAUUGCACAGAGCAUGAGAGAAUUCAUACUGGAGUCAAACCUUACAAGUGUAGAUUCUGUGACAAAACUUUUAUAGACAAAACUUCUUGCAUAGUGCAUGAAAGAAUUCACACAGGAGAGAAACCUUACGGUUGUAGAUUCUGUGACAAAACUUUUACAGACAAUGCUGUUUGCAUAUGUCAUGAGAGAAUUCACACAGGAGAGAGACCUUUCAAGUGUAGAUUCUGUCACAAAACUUUUACUCAAAAAGGACAUUGCACAGAGCAUGAGAGAAUUCAUACUGGAGUCAAACCUUACAAGUGUAGAUUCUGUGACAAAACUUUUACUCAAAAAGGACAUUGCACAGAGCAUGAGAGAAUUCAUACUGGAGUCAAACCUUACAAGUGUAGAUUCUGUGACAAAACUUUUAUAGACAAAACUUCUUGCAUAGUGCAUGAAAGAAUUCACACAGGAGAGAAACCUUACGGUUGUAGAUUCUGUGACAAAACUUUUACAGACAAUGCUGUUUGCAUAUGUCAUGAGAGAAUUCACACAGGAGAGAGACCUUUCAAGUGUAGAUUCUGUCACAAAACUUUUACUCAAAAAGGACAUUGCACAGAGCAUGAGAGAAUUCAUACUGGAGUCAAACCUUACAAGUGUAGAUUCUGUGACAAAACUUUUACUCAAAAAGGACAUUGCACAGAGCAUGAGAGAAUUCAUACUGGAGUCAAACCUUACAAGUGUAGAUUCUGUGACAAAACUUUUAUAGACAAAACUUCUUGCAUAGUGCAUGAAAGAAUUCACACAGGAGAGAAACCUUACGGUUGUAGAUUCUGUGACAAAACUUUUACAGACAAUGCUGUUUGCAUAUGUCAUGAGAGAAUUCACACAGGAGAGAGACCUUACAAGUGUAGAUUCUGUGACAAAACUUUUACUCAAAAAGGCCAUUGCACUGAGCAUGAAAGAAUUCAUACUGGAGACAAACCUUACAAGUGUAGUUUCUGUGACAAAACUUUUAGAGACAGAGCUUCUUGCAUAAAGCAUGAAAGAAUUCACAUAGGAGAGAAACCUUACAAGUGCAGAUUUUGUGACAAAACUUUCACUCUAAAAAGUUAUUGCAACGUGCAUGAAAGAAUUCACAUAGGAGAGAAACCUUACAAGUGCAGCUUCUGUGACAAAACUUUUACAGUCAAAACUUCUUGCAUACAGCAUGAAAGAAUUCACACAGGAGAGAAACCUUACAAGUGCAGAUUCUGUGACAAAACUUUUACUCAAAACAGUCAUUGCAAUGUGCAUGAAAGAAUUCAUACCAGAGACAAACCUUACAAGUGUAGUGUCUGUGACAAAACUUUUAAAGAAAACAAAUCUUGCACAGAGCACGAAAGAAUUCACACAGUAGAGAAACUUUACAAGUGUAGAUUCUGUGAGGAAACUUUUUCUCAAAAAGGCCAAUGCAGUGCGCAUGAAAUAAUUCACACAGGAGAGAAAAAUUACAAGUGCAGUUUCUGUCACAAAACUUUUAAAGACAAAAAAAAUUGCAUAUAUCACAAGAGGAUUCACACAGGAGAGAAACUUUCUAAGUGCAGAUAUUGUGGCAAAACUUUUACUCAAAAAAGUCAUUGCAACAUGCAUGAAAGAAUUCAUACCGGUGACAGACCUUACAAGUGUAGUUUCUGUCACAAAUCUUUUAAAGACAAAUAUUCUUGCAUAGAGCAUGAAAGAAUUCACACAGGAGAGAAACCUUACAAGUGUAGAUUCUGUUACAAAAAUUUUACUCAAAAAAGCCAUUGCACUGUGCAUGAAAGAAUUCAUACUGGAGACAAACCUUACAAGUGUAGAUUCUGUGAGGAAACUUUUACACUAAAAAAAUCUUGCAAACUUCAUGAAAAAAAUCACACCGGAGACAAACAUUUGAAAUUUUAAAGAGAAAAAAAAUUGCAUAUAUCAUGAGAGAAUUCACACAAGAGAGAAACUUUUAAAGUGAAGAUUCUGUGACAAAACUUCUAAAGACAAAAUUGCUUGCAUUGAACAUGAAAGAAUUCACACAGGAGAGAAACCUUACAAGUGUAGAUUCUGUGAGGAAUCUUUUACACUAAAAAAAUCUUGCAAACUUCAUGAAAAAAAUCACACCAGAGACAAACAUUUGAAGCGUAGACUUGCUGCAAAAUCUUUCACUACAAAAGGAAAUUGCACUUACCAUGAAACAAUUUACACUGGAGACAAAACUUUUAAGCAAGGUUUUUGCACUGUCCAUGAAACAAUUCAUACAGUUGGAGAAAAGCAUGAUACAUGCAAGUUCUGUGACAAAGAGUUCAUAACAAAAUUGGCCUGCAUUAGCCUUAAAAGAAUUUGUGAGAAACCAGACAAAUGUGGAGUAGAAUUUAAUCAAGGGAAUAAUUGCAGAACACACAAAACAACAUACAACAAAAGAAAACACAGUUCAAAUAAUAUAUAUGGAACUUAAGGCAAUGAAGAUGAGCCUAACAAUGCUCCAGAUUCAGAGGGGGAGACAGAUGAAAUAAGAAAUGUGGAAAAUAAACUGACAAACAAUAAUGCCAUAACCUAUCACAUAUACAAGGAAGAAAGAACAGAAUUCUAUCAUAAAGAUGAUGACACUUUUACCACAGAGAAUGUCACCAUCAUUACUGACAAUGAUGUCUAUGAAAUACUGGCAUGAAAAGGACCACGCCAGGUCUCAUCACAACAAUUAUGAAUAAUUCUUUCUACAACAUUUAAUGAUAUGUUCAGAUGACAAAAAAAAAAGAAAAAAAAAGAAAAACUUUUACCUUAUAAUUUUGUUAUUUUUAGACAACCUAGGAAUAAUCAUAUGUAACUGCUUCAAUUCUUAUUUGUUCAGUGAUUAUCAACAAUUAUUACUUUUAUUCUGUGUAGGUUCAGUUUUCAUCAGAUCAUUUACUUCCAUGAUCAGACACAUUAUCUAUGACAGAUCAUAUAUAAUAAAAGAACUGUACUUAGUCAAAUACAUGAUAUUACACUAGAAAAUGCCUCUCUUCUAUCUUUAUUGUUGAAAACAGAUAGAGAAAUAGACAAGUGUUUCAUUUUCAUUUAUUUUAUGUGUUUACUAAAUGAAAACAAUUUAAAUCAUUUCAUUUUUUAUCAAAUUUAUAUAUAUUCAAUGACUUUGUCACAGAAUAAACAGUUAAAGAUGCAUACAAAGUCAUUUUUGUCACAAAAACCAACCAAAUGCCAGCAUAUAGUUUCAAG